Molecule: messenger RNA, 1497 nt
Organism: Symbiodinium pilosum
Lineage: Eukaryota; Dinophyceae; Suessiales; Symbiodiniaceae
Source: the annotation of a GenBank genome assembly
AUGGGCUGUUUCGAGUCGCGAGCAUCGCGACCGGAGGCUGAAGACCGCAGCAAAGCUCCCGAUGUCGGGAGAGCGGCUUCCACGAAGCCGUCUGAGGGCGUGGUGGAUGACGACUUAGACUGGAUUACUGGUGACAAAUCUCCAGUUUCUCCUGCUCGAGCAUUGGCUGCCUCAGAGAGGAAUGCUGGGUACUUGGCAGACUCACCUCUUGAUGUCACAGUUCAAAUCGAGCUGGAAGGGGGAUGGCGGGACUGCUCGACUGAAGAGACACGAGCCAUCUGCCAACAUUUGGCAAAGGGUGAAACUGUGUUUCAGAUACACGCCCGUGGCCAGAACUACACUGUCGACUUCUCUCGUCCAGACGAGGGUGGCAUGCAGGUCAAUGUCAGCACUGGCAAGAUGCGGAAGCUUCGAAUCCUUGACAAGGGGGAGGAUGAACCAGUGCCAGAGGAAGAUGUUCCGGGAGCAGCGGAUCCGCAUAUGGAUGGGCCUUCAAGCGCUGCCGUGUCUCCAGAAGUCUCACUGCAGCGUUCGUAUGGUCCACAGAGCAAACGUGGCGGUGCUUCCAUGCACCCGUACAAGGUAUUGGAGGGCAACGAACAUGCAAAGAAAUGCUUCGCCCAGUUCGAAGCCAACGAGGCUAGGUUGUGUGGUGAGUGGGCGGUGUUCUACCAUUCGUACUCCUUCGCAGCGCUGAUAUACGAAGUGCAUGCCGCAGUUGGGAGCGUCCUCUUCCGGUUCCGGUCGCAGUAUGCAACGCUUCCUCGUAUCUUGGUGCAUGAGUUCAAAGAAACACCAGACGCGGCUAUUCUGAUGAAGAGGUUCAACGAGGAGUUUGCAUCUAGCAAGCGCGACCAUCAUCCGGACUUCCGCCGAGUUGGACUGUCUGUGAUGUGCUCCUUGGCAUCCACUGGUCCAGAAGCAUGUGUUGCCAUGGUUUUCAUCGCAGGCUACAGCUGCAAGGACCUGUCUUUUCGCGGUGUCCUCGAAAAUUUGUUGGAGAGCUGCUACGUGCCCAAAGCAAAGGUUCGGAAGCUCGCUGACGAAAUCAUCGCCAUGUCAGAGAAGCACGGGUUGGAUGUCUCCCAGUUUGGCGGCAAGGCAUGUCACAGUGGCAAGCCUGGUCACCUGAUGCAGCUCUUUAUCAAGCGUCACCUGGUAGAUAAGCUUGUCUACGCAGCGAAGCCGUAUGGGCCAGUUGAUGACGAGCGGAUGCCAAUUUCGAAAUGGCUGGACAGUAACAGUUCAACCCAAGUUGGGCAGGCGCGAGUCCUCGCGCAUCCCAAGUACUUUAUGCAGGCAAACUGCGUUCGCAUGUUCGUGGCCAGCGCGGAUCCCACGUUUCACAGGAACAGGCAGGCGUUUCAGAAUGAACUGAUCCAGAAGCUUGGCCUGAUCCUGGGGGAGCCGUCGCUGAGGGAGCGGGCUGCGACAGGCAUCUAUGGUGGCACGCUGCCUUCCUGGUGGACUGCCGAAGAUCAGAGGAAGCAUGCUUGA